AUGUGGAGAUACCAAACAGAGCUAAAGAUCAUAUCGCCUAAGAAUUUAAUGUAUCUACUCAUAAUAUUAGUAUAUGGUUUUUAAAAAAAAAUUGAUAUAGAUGAAAGAAACAUCAACGUUCCAUUUAAUGCACAGACUAAAAUAGGAUAAUUAUAUAAAAAUAAAAUUAUAGCCAAGUUUACUUCAUUAUCACAAUUAAUCCUCUAAAUUAAGAAUAUCUUUAUUUUAGUCAUUUAGCUUUACUUUUUUUAAUCUCUUGAAAAUAAUAACCAUACUUAUGCUAUCCCUAAAAGUAUUAAAAAAGCUGAUUAUUUUAAAAUUACAAUUGGGAUAUUCACAAUCAAGCUUAGCACAAACCCAAAUUUGUAGAAGUUUCCAUAGCUAGGUUACUGUGAAUCUUAUACAUCAAGCAAAUUAUUAAAAAAAUCUGGUGGAACAACUGUAUUAAGUAAUAAAAAACCAGCUAUUGGCUGCAACGUGUUAAGCAGAUAGAACACAAUCUGA
Tetrahymena thermophila SB210 is the source of this 504-nucleotide messenger RNA. Its product is annotated as transmembrane protein, putative. The record is from RefSeq and is a predicted model, not a curated record. NCBI's taxonomy places the organism in Eukaryota, Ciliophora, Oligohymenophorea, Hymenostomatida, Tetrahymenidae. The transcript has 3 exons.